GCAACCCGCAGGCAAUCGGCCAUGUUCCCUACGGGUCCGUAGGUCACAAAGAUAUAACAGGUUACAGGUGUCAAUACAAUACAUAUUAUUCACCGGAAUACCACUUUUCUAUAACACAAAUGUUCAAUACUCAUGCCCGUUCGGCAUUUAAUAUUUUAAUGUACAUGUCUGAAAGAAGUGCAGUUUUGAUCCAGCGGAACCCAUAAAAAUUACUAGGUCUGCUAUAAUUCAAUAUAUUUCAUUUUUUUCUUCGCAACUACAAUAACAGUUUUGAGUUUUCAUGAUGUAUUCAAGUGUCAUGCUUAAGAGAUUGACCAACCUCAAUUUCUUUAAAAAACAAUAUAUGUUAUAUAGUUCCAUAUCUGGUAAUAUCCAAGAUUUAUCAUAUCGAGGAAUCAACAAAGUUAAUUUUAUUCCUACAUUAGAUAUAAAUGAACCAUCUUUAAAUUCAAUGCCUAUUUUUAGAAUAUUAGAUGAUAACGGAGAUAUUGUGAGCAAUUGUAAUUCUGUACCUGUUAUUAUACCAGAAAAUGAUGAAUUACUCAAAAUGUAUAAAUCAAUGGUUUUAUUAUCCAUUAUGGACAAAAUUUUGUACGAAUCUCAAAGACAAGGCAGAAUAUCAUUUUACAUGACCAAUGAAGGUGAAGAAGCUGCACAGAUUGGUAGUGCAGCAGGGAUACAUUUCAAUGAUCAGGUCUAUGGCCAAUACAGAGAAGCUGGAGUCUUACUAUUCAGAGGAUUUACUCCUGAACAAUUCAUGAAUCAAUGUUUUGGCAAUAUCGAAGAUCUUGGUAAAGGAAAGCAAAUGCCAGUGCAUUAUGGAUCAAAGGAUCUUAAUUUUGUAACACUUUCAUCUCCUCUUACUACUCAGUUACCUCAAGCCGUUGGAACAGCAUAUUCUUUUAAACUGUUAAAAAAUAAUCGUUGUACUAUUGUUUAUUUCGGUGAGGGGGCUGCAAGUGAAGGAGAUGCCCAUGCUGCAUUUAAUUUUGCAUCCACUCUUAACUGUCCCAUAAUUUUUUUCUGUCGUAAUAAUGGAUUUGCUAUAUCAACACCGGCUAAUGAACAGUAUCGAGGGGAUGGUAUUAUAAGUCAUGGUCCUGGCUAUGGAAUAGCUACUAUUCGUGUUGAUGGCAAUGAUAUUCUUGCAGUUUACAAUGCGACAUUAAAAGCUCGAGAAUAUGUUAUGACCAAUACAAGACCAUUGAUUUUGGAAGCUAUGACCUACCGACGUGGGCAUCAUAGUACAUCUGAUGAUAGCACUGCAUAUAGAUCUAAAGAUGAAAUUGAACAAUGGGCAAAUAAAAAUCCAAUUACAAGAUUAAAAAAAUUUUUAGAGAAAAAAAACCUUUGGAAUGAUCAAUAUGAAUUAGAAUAUACCAAAGAUACUAAAAAACAAAUUAUGCAAAUGUUUGCAAUUGCAUCAAAGAAAAAUAAACCAAAUUGGAAAGAAAUGUUUAAUGAUGUUUACUAUGAAAUUCCAGAUCAUCUGCUGGAACAAAUGAACUCAUUGGAAAAUCAUAUAUCACAUUACCCUGAACAUUACGUAAUUGAAUAAGUUAUCCACAUUUGAACUCAAUAAAUGAAUAGAUUUUUUAA
This is a messenger RNA of Sipha flava (yellow sugarcane aphid), 1599 nucleotides long. It is a transcript of the gene BckdhA, whose product is annotated as 2-oxoisovalerate dehydrogenase subunit alpha, mitochondrial. The transcript has 9 exons. The record is from RefSeq and is a predicted model, not a curated record. Bases 281 to 1558 code for a protein of 425 amino acids. Gene Ontology annotation, biological process: branched-chain amino acid catabolic process. NCBI's taxonomy places the organism in Eukaryota, Metazoa, Arthropoda, Insecta, Hemiptera, Aphididae. Gene Ontology annotation, molecular function: oxidoreductase activity, acting on the aldehyde or oxo group of donors, disulfide as acceptor.